ACUCUGCUAUAUUUCAUCACUCUCAGCUGGACUUACAAAUCCAACAGUUCAAAGAGCAGCAAUAAGAAAACAUGACGCGCUUCCCACAUCAGAGCUGCUGCUUCUGCUUGAAUAUACAGAACACCAUUACAUUCCAAACGUCCAUAUUACACAAGACGAAGAUGAUUGAUUGUUUUUCUCGGUUUGAUAAGCCAAGCACAUAAAUGUGUACAAAAUAACGGGAGAUCAACAUCACUAACAAAAUCAUUCACACAAAUGACCCUUCUAAAAGGCAAAUGAUUUACAAUUAGGUGCAGCUGCAGAACAAUAUUCAUAACCACCAUGCACAUUCUUUGUAAGUGAAACAUUACCUGAUUUGUAAUUAGUCUGUUGACACUAAUAUUAAACAAUCAAAGAGGAAGAGAAAAGUAAAUGAAGUCCCAAAAUAAUUUAUGAAUUGAAUGUUUUGACUCUCAUCCUACUUGUUUCUUUUAUUUUUCUGUUUAGAGGUUCUGAUUAAUCCAGGGAGGGGGGGUGGUUGGGAUGUUGUGUUUAUCAUCCGUUUUCCAGGACGUGUACAGGAGAGGAACGCGUCAAGGUUCGGAAUGGAGGAAAACCAGGAAUCCGGGUUGAGAGGAGGAUCCACAAAGAUUCUCGGAUCCAGGAACACCAACGCUCACCGCAGGGAAUCACAGAACCCACGACCAGAGGAGAUGCUAAUGUUUAACACGACCAGAGGAGAUGCUAAUGUUUACCACAACCAGAGGAGAUGCUAAUGUUUACCACAACCAGAGGAGAUGCUAAUGUUUAACACGACCAGAGGAGAUCGGGUCAAGAAGGAACAUCUACCAGAUUCUUUAAUGCAGCCAGCCUGAUGAGGUGCAGAUUUACAGAUUUACACAACAGAGCAGCCAGGCGAGGAAAACCCCCCGGUGCAUCCGGGAUAUGGAAAAAUAUUUCCUUUUCAUCUCGUCCUGUACAGUGGUCUGUACAGGACGAGAUGGCAUUUGUAUUUCUUUGGAAUAUUGCACACAAUUGUGUUCAUGAAAGCUAUUAACGAUGAUCCACUAUUCUAAAACAUACAUUUUGACAACAUACUUUUGAGAAAAAGGAAGUGGGGUAACACACGUUUUCCUUUCACACAUAGAAAGAGGACACUUCCUGUUUUGUGUCGAAUUUGUGAAAAGAUCAAAAUCCCCCCCAGUUUGUUUGCUCAGUGAAAGCAAAAGCUUCCGGGUUCAACAGCCCUGAGUAGAUAACUCAAAACAAAACCCAUCAGAGACCGGUUUGUCUUGUUACUGGUCAAAUGUCACGUCAUGUAACGCUGAACAGGAACGAUUAUAGGAACAGACAACAGAAAGCUACAGAAACAGAGGAAACCAAAGUAAAAGUAGGAGAGAUAAGGAGAAGUUUAAUAUUUGUAAUAAAGAUUUUUUUUUUUUUUAAAUCAAGUGAAAAACCUUUCAAGAAUAAUCACGUGCAACUCCAUGUUGAUUUUAAGAAACACAUUGCAGGCAAUGAUCAGAUGGAAAAAUGUGAUUUAUGGCUGCGGUGUUAUUCUUAUGUAAUCAAUAUAAUAGAUGGUGGUGAUGUGAUUCUGUGUGUAUUAAUAUCAUAUGUGCAUGAAGUAAGGAUCGUUAAAGGAGGCAGAUCGAGGCAUCGGGGAAGAAAAAAAAAAAAAGUACUGAACUGAAACAGAAACAAAGACUUGAAGGUAUUUACCAGCACAGCAAGGCGCUUGGAGUUGCAAAACAUCGUCCCAAAACCUUGCCAGGUGCAAAGUGAGGAAGUCACGUCCACCGAUGGUCAUCAUACAGCCCUGGAAUUAUCAAACGACGAGCGGAGAAGAAUUCAGCUCGAGUUUCUCUGAAGGAAGAUUGGGAGCAGAGAUCCCAAAGUAGACUUUUAUUUGCAGGGUUUUGGGGGGAAGACGAUCCCCAGACUGACCAGAGAGUUUCGCUGGAGCCACAGGACAGCCCUCGAUUUUGAACUUCACUCUCAAGAUUUUACUCAAAUAAGAUUCCCUAUUUUUUUUUGGUGACAAGAUUUCCCCUUCCCAUCAUGUCUUGGUCCCGAUCCACCAAUCAAGAGCCGUCUUACUGUAAAGAUCCAGCUACUUGGCAGGACGGGAAGAGCCGCCUGCAGCAGACGCAGGAGGAGGUGGAGCAGGUGAAGGACAUCACGAAGGACAACAUGGAAAAAGCCGACGAGCGAUCCGGCAAACUGAACGACCUGGAGCAGCAGGCCGAGGAUCUGCUGGAGAAGAGUAAAGUUUUUGAAAAAACAACCAGGACGUUGAAGCAGCAGAAAGAAAUAUCCAGCAAGAACAAGUGUGGUGGCAGGACUCAUCAUUUUGGGACUUGUCAUCGUUGUUAUUGUAAAAGUUGCAAUAUAGCAUAAAAAGCAAAAGCUUCCUGGCAGCUGAAAGAGAACAACAAAUGAGCUGAGGAACAGUUGAUCCUGAACAGCAGAAACGACUCUGCUGCAAGAUGAUACAAAAUAAAUUUUGUUCUAUGAAAAAAAAAGAAGUGGUUUCAUCUCCUGCAUACUGUAAAGCACAGGUGUCAAACUCCAGUCCUGGAGUCCCACUGCCCUGCAACGUUUAGAUGAGCCUCUGCUGCACCACCUGAAGAGAAUAAUUAAGACUCUGGAAAACUGAUCUAC
This is a messenger RNA of Xiphophorus couchianus (Monterrey platyfish), 2643 nucleotides long. RefSeq names its product vesicle-associated membrane protein 5-like. Lineage: Eukaryota; Metazoa; Chordata; Actinopteri; Cyprinodontiformes; Poeciliidae. The record is from RefSeq and is a predicted model, not a curated record. Bases 2041 to 2379 code for a protein of 112 amino acids. The transcript is spliced from 3 exons.